Messenger RNA from Phialemonium atrogriseum, 1605 nucleotides. RefSeq names its product L-Aspartase-like protein. The coding region runs from base 1 to 1605 and encodes 534 amino acids. Gene Ontology annotation, biological process: fumarate metabolic process; malate metabolic process; tricarboxylic acid cycle. Gene Ontology annotation, molecular function: fumarate hydratase activity. The transcript has 2 exons. Gene Ontology annotation, cellular component: tricarboxylic acid cycle heteromeric enzyme complex; mitochondrion. The record is from RefSeq and is a predicted model, not a curated record. NCBI's taxonomy places the organism in Eukaryota, Fungi, Ascomycota, Sordariomycetes, Cephalothecales, Cephalothecaceae.
AUGUUUCGAUCGGUGCGAUCUCCGGCCUCUAGGCCCGCCUUAAGCUGCCUGGUUGGGCCGAAGCCGAGCACAAGGGCACUCAGCACAUGCUUGAGUUCUUGUAGGACUCGGGCAAUGCUGACUCCGCUCAAUUCCAAACCUCAGACCUCCACCCAACAUCUGAGAUUCUUCCACCUGACAACAACAAGAAUGGCCGCCAACACGAGAACCGAGAGCGAUGCGUUCGGCGAGAUCCAGGUCCCCGGCGACAAGUACUGGGGCGCCCAGACGGAGCGCUCGCUGUCCAACUUCCGCAUCAACCAGCCCCAGGACCGCAUGCCUCCGCCGAUUGUCAAGGCAUUUGGAAUUUUGAAGGGCGCUGCGGCAACGGUCAACAUGCGCUAUGGGCUAGAUGCUAAAAUCGGCCAGGCCAUCCAGCAGGCCGCAAAGGAGGUCGCUGACCUCAAGCUGAUCGACCACUUCCCUCUGGUCGUCUGGCAGACUGGGUCUGGCACUCAGUCCAACAUGAACGCCAACGAGGUCAUCAGCAAUCGUGCGAUUGAGAUUCUUGGCGGCACUAUGGGCAGCAAGAAGCCUGUCCACCCGAACGACCACGUCAACCGGUCCGCCUCUUCCAACGACACCUUCCCGACUGUUAUGCACAUUGCUGCUGUUCUUGAGAUCGAGAACGAGCUUCUUCCUGCCUUGCACAGCCUGCGCGACGCCCUACAGACCAAGGUUGACGACUUUGAGGCCAAGAAGAUUAUCAAGAUCGGCCGGACACACCUCCAGGAUGCUACACCCCUUACACUGGCGCAAGAGUUCAGCGGCUACGUCGCCCAGCUAGAGUUUGGCAUCAAGCGUGUUGAGGGCUCGGUGCCCGACCUGCGCCUCCUGGCCCAGGGCGGCACAGCUGUCGGCACAGGCAUCAAUUCAUUCGAGGGCUUUGCCGAGGCUAUUGCGGAGGAGGUGACCAAGAUGACCGGCACCGAGUUUAAGACGGCGCCGAACAAAUUCGAGGCCCUUGCUGCACACGACGCUGUUGUCCAGGCGUCAGGCACCCUGAACACGCUUGCCACAUCUCUCACCAAGAUUGCGCAGGACAUCCGGUACCUUGGCAGUGGGCCGAGAUGCGGGCUUGGAGAGCUUAACCUGCCCGAGAAUGAGCCGGGCAGCUCCAUCAUGCCAGGCAAGGUCAACCCGACGCAAUGCGAGGCGCUGACCAUGGUGUGCGCCCAGGUCAUGGGCAACCACGUCGCGUGCACGAUCGGUGGCAUGAACGGCCAGUUCGAGUUGAACGUCUACAAACCCCUGAUAAUCCGCAAUCUGCUGCAUAGUAUCCGCCUACUUUCGGACGGCAUGCGGAGCUUUGAGCAGAACCUUGUAAAGGGUCUGCAGGCAAAUGAGGAGAAGAUCGCUAGCAUCAUGAAGGAGUCGCUCAUGCUUGUUACCUGCCUUAACCCCAAGAUCGGCUACGAUAUGGCGAGCAAGGUCGCCAAGAAUGCUCACAAGAAGGGCCUGACUCUCAAGCAGAGCGCCUUGGAGCUCGAGGCGCUGACCAGCGAGGAGUUCGAUGCUCUGGUCAAGCCAGAGCUCAUGGUCGGGCCCAAGCCUUACAAGGGCUAG